AUGAGUCGACCAAUUUCAAUUGCAAACACACAGAAGUCUGAACCGGUGGCUUCUCCGACUGAGUCGCUUGUGAAAAGUAUAGGUGCCCAACAAAUAGUGGACAGUGUUUGUGGCUCCUCUCCUUUAAAAUCGUAUGGUCGUCACAUCUCUAACAAUGUCAGAAAUGAACUUCUACCAAAUACUCCAGAGUUUCAAUUCUCCACUUACAUGCAUCAAGGAGGAAAAGUUCUUGGACAAAACACCUUGUACAUGUUUGGCACUCCACCAUCUUGUGCAUGUGCUCAGGAAAACAUCCCUAUUAACAACUUGAGUCUUCACUUGAACAACAUGAGUCUUCACUUAAAUAGCAUGAACAAUAACUACCUGAAUCCGAAUUGGAAUGCGCCUUCGAUGUUCUCGCUCACCUCUCCACUGCCAUCACACUCAUGUACCGAUAUCCCCAUUCACCAAGCUCCCACUUUGCGUGUUCCAGUGCAGUGCUCUUCCGCCACAGACAUAUUUUCUCCUCCUAGCAGAGAAAGCACAUCUCCUGACGACCUUUUGUCCAGAUAUCGCUCUAACCCGAUGAAGGGUCUGAAGUUGUCUGAUAUUCGAGGACAAGUGAUCAAGUUUGCCAAAGAUCAAGUCGGCUCCAGAUUCAUACAGCAAAAACUAGAGUUUUGUGACAGCAAAGAGAAAGAUGCGAUUUUUGAUGAAGUUGUCGCACAUGCUCCCGAACUCGUCGACGACAUCUUCGGCAACUACGUCGUACAGAAAUUUUUCGAAUACGGAGAAGAGAAACAUUGGGCUCGUCUUGUUGAUGCUGUUGUGGAUCGUAUCCCAGAGUACGCGUUCCAAAUGUAUGCCUGUCGAGUUUUGCAAAAAGCUUUGGAGAAAGUCAGUGAGCCACUUCAAAUAAAAAUUCUCGCUCGAGUUCGUCACGUCAUUCACCGUUGCAUGAAAGAUCAGAACGGAAAUCACGUCAUUCAAAAAGCUAUAGAGAAAGUCAGCCCACCAUACGUUCAGUUCAUUGUGAGUACACUAUUGGAAAAUCCUGACACGAUUUAUGAUAUGUCAGUCGAUCCUUAUGGAUGUCGUGUAGUACAACGUUGCUUGGAACAUUGUAUCCCGCAGCAGACGAGACCGGUCAUCGAACGUAUACACGAACGUUUCGACGAUAUUGCUAAUAAUCAGUACGGAAACUACGUUGUUCAACACGUUAUUCUUCAUGGAUCAGAUGCUGAUAGAAUGCUCAUCGUCAAUCGUGUUGCUGAUAACUUGUUCGAAUUCUCAACACACAAAUACUCAUCAAACGUCAUUGAAAAAUGUUUGGAACGAGGAGCAAUUAAUCAUAAGGCGAUGCUGGUGAGAGCCGCAUGCAGUCAACCGGAGGGUUGUAUGCCAAUCGUUGUCCAAAUGAUGAAAGACCAAUACGCUAACUACGUGGUCCAGAAGAUGUUCGAUCAAGUAACUUCCGAUCAACGUCGCGAACUGAUUCUGACUGUCAGAUCUCACAUCCCCGUUUUGCGCCAGUUCCCACACGGCAAACACAUUCUCGCGAAGCUUGAUAAAUACUUCCAAAAACAACUGGUCAUGAACUACGGAUAUUCGGAUAUGUCUGGAAGUCACUAG
Messenger RNA from Caenorhabditis remanei, 1611 nucleotides. RefSeq lists its product as uncharacterized. Lineage: Eukaryota; Metazoa; Nematoda; Chromadorea; Rhabditida; Rhabditidae. The transcript is spliced from 6 exons. Gene Ontology annotation, biological process: post-transcriptional regulation of gene expression. The record is from RefSeq and is a predicted model, not a curated record. Gene Ontology annotation, cellular component: nucleus; cytoplasm. Gene Ontology annotation, molecular function: mRNA 3'-UTR binding. Bases 1 to 1611 code for a protein of 536 amino acids.